Bacidia gigantensis is the source of this 1302-nucleotide messenger RNA. RefSeq lists its product as uncharacterized. The record is from RefSeq and is a predicted model, not a curated record. Gene Ontology annotation, molecular function: cyclin-dependent protein serine/threonine kinase activator activity. The transcript has a single exon. NCBI's taxonomy places the organism in Eukaryota, Fungi, Ascomycota, Lecanoromycetes, Lecanorales, Ramalinaceae. Gene Ontology annotation, cellular component: nucleus; cyclin/CDK positive transcription elongation factor complex. Bases 1 to 1302 code for a protein of 433 amino acids. Gene Ontology annotation, biological process: regulation of transcription by RNA polymerase II; positive regulation of DNA-templated transcription, elongation.
AUGCCCACCUCAAUAGAAACACCUUCUGCCAACGUCGGAACGAAGCCAGGCGUGAUCGCCUCCAGUGACGCGCCCAUGGCCUCAGAAUCUCAGUGGUUUUUUUCGGAGGAGGAGCUUACUCGGACUCCGUCAAUCCUCCAAGGCCUCUCGCCGGCUGAAGAACGGGAAAAUCGCAGUAAAGGCGUCAAUUUCAUCCUUCAGGUCGGCAUCAUGUUGAAACUACCUCAGAUCACUUUGGCUACCGCUUCUAUAUAUCUACAUCGAUUUUACAUGCGAUAUCCAAUGGACUUUCGCAGGAAUGGAGGAUAUCAUUACUAUUCUAUGGCUGCCGCUUGCCUCUUCUUAGCCAUCAAAGUUGAAGAAAACAACCGGAAACUCAAGGAAUUAGUAGUAGCCAGUGUGAGGGUAGCGCAGAAGAAUCCAUACAAAGAGGUUGACAUAGUGAAUGAUCCGGAGUAUUGGAAAUGGAGGGACAUUAUCAUACGAUUCGAGGACACACUUCUAGACGCCAUCUGUUUUGACCUGAGCUUGGAUCCUCCAUACAAAACUUUAUAUGAUUUUCUACUCGUGUACGGCGAAGAAAACAAUAAGAAGCUAAGAAACUCCGCCUGGGCUUUCAUAAGCGACAGCUAUCUCACCACGCUUUGCUUGCUCUUUCCAAGCAGAACGAUUGCCGGAAGCGCUCUUUAUGCGGCUGCGAGGCAUAGUGGCGUCGCUUUUCCAGACGAUAGUCAAGGCCGGCCUUGGUGGGAAUUUCUUGGUAUAAACUUGGAGGAUAUUAGUAGCGCUUGCGAUCACCUUGCUAAGAUGUAUCGAGCUGCUCCUACCAAAGGAGGGCGGGACGAUAUACUUUACGAGACGACAGGACCAUUGAAUGAGGGCGAUGAUAAGACGAGGCUUCUAAGCGACCAUAGCGGUGCUAUUGACAAUGCAGAUAACCCCUCGCAAAAUUUACUCAAACGAGUAGCCUCAGACAAUGUCCUUUCAAAUGAGACUUUCGAUCGUACGGAUGCCGAGACGGCUCUUCGUUCAGAAUAUGCUCUUCGAAAACGACGGAAACUGGAUCAUGGGAUUGAAGAGCCUCAGCCCGAUGACCGCGUCGACCUGAACGAAACUUGUACGCAGAAAAUUCCCAAUAAAGCGAUCCACGAGACGGACGCUUCGACCAUGCGAAUCACAGCUCCAGCGAAGCUAACUCAAGCCGAUGCUUCAGAAUUGAUCGGUGCGAUAGAUGACGCUAGAGAUUCAGCUGCUCCGGUGGUUGACACGUAUACCGAGGACGGCAGACUGAAUACAUCCUAG